AUGGCAUCAGACGAAAAAACAAUUGAGCUUCUUGAGAAACUACACAAUUAUCAAUUGUUAACCAAUUCAUACCGUCAAUCAUUUAUUUCUGGGUUUCAAGAUCUUGCACGUGCCAAUUUUCAGACUAGUGAAAGGAUUAAAAUCGGAAAGGAUGCGUAUGAUCUAAGACCCUGUCUGGCAUGCACUAUUGCUGAAGCACAAAAAGAGGCGAAUGGAGAACCGUUAUUGACAAUAGUAGAUAAACUAAAGGAGAGGAAUAUGAAUGGAAAUGAACAUGAGCAGUAUGAUGCUGAUGGCGAUCACGAUGUUGAUCAUGAUAUUGUUGCUGGAGAUGAUAUCAAACAGCAAGUUAAAAACCGAAAACGGAAAAACGUGCAGACAAAAGAAGUAGAACAAGGUGUUUUGAAAGAUGUUCCAGAAGAAGUGAAUGAGAAAACUGAUGUAAGUUAUGACGACAAGAAUGAAGAAGCAAGUACAGUUUUGUUUCGAGAUCCUAUCAAGCAAUUUGGAGCUAUUCCUCCAGCAACACUUCGAAAAAGUCAAUCCCACUUCAAGGAGGCAUUACUGCAGGCAGUGGAAAUUAUUAAUUUGCAAAAAAGCAUUCAACGACUAAUCACUCAACUUGAGUUAGAGAAUUAA
Lodderomyces elongisporus is the source of this 639-nucleotide messenger RNA. RefSeq names its product Vma22p (gene VMA22). The coding region runs from base 1 to 639 and encodes 212 amino acids. Lineage: Eukaryota; Fungi; Ascomycota; Pichiomycetes; Serinales; Debaryomycetaceae. Gene Ontology annotation, biological process: vacuolar proton-transporting V-type ATPase complex assembly. The record is from RefSeq and is a predicted model, not a curated record. The transcript has a single exon. Gene Ontology annotation, cellular component: Vma12-Vma22 assembly complex.